AUGAGGACAAGGAAGCCUCCCUGCCCAGUAGAAAAAGUGUGGGUAGACAAGCACAAAUACGAUGAAGCGGAGAGACUCCAUUACGAAAGAGAAGCGAUGCUCGCUGCUGCGGCCCCGGAGGAGUGCCAGGAGGUCGAGGCUGUAAACGGAGUCUGCAAUGACGACUCUGUUGAAAGUGAAUUUAAAGGAGACCUGAAGAGAGCAAGGAAUGGAAAGAAACAAAGGAAACGGAAGCGGUCUCCGAAGCCCAAAAAUGUGCCCUCCAAUUUGGACUCUGUUCUGACUGGUUUGUUAGCUGACCAUGUGUGGUUUGAAAAGCCUUUAUACGACCAUGCUGAGAGCCUGUACAGGAAAAAAUUAGUGGAUUGCCAGAACCAGGAGGCACCUGAGACUGCACCAGCUGCUGAGCAGUCCCCUUUAGCGGCCAGGCCAAAAGCUGUCCAAGAUGUUCCUAAGCCAAGGAUGCUUUCAGCAGCCCUGCCCUGCUCCCAUGGUAUUCUGUCUGCCUGUCACCAUCUUGUUCAGGGUGUCUGGGUCAACAAGUUUGACUUUGACAAGGCAGAGGAGAUGUUCAUUGAAAAAUCUCAGUCCUUUGUUCCUCCAAAUGUCCUAGCCAUCCCGUCUGUGGACACUGGCCACGGGCUGAGAACGCCGGAUGAAGGCUAUGUUACAGCUCUGCCUACUCCUGCUACGCCAAGCUUGGCUCCAGACGCCGUUGCCGGUUCCGCUGCUUCCCUCAUUACCAGCUUGCCCGGCUCCGUAGACGAGACGGUAAAUGGUAAGCCGCAGACUUCAGGCUUGCAGGCUCUCGUCUCAGAGGUGUGGUUAGAGAAACCUCUCUACGAUGAUGCCGAGAAGAGCUUCUAUGAGAAUAUGUUUGACGGUCCUCCCUCGGGCAGAGUCAGACAGCAGCAAGGUGGUUGCCCCGAAGAAUCGAACCACCGCGAGGACAGGAAGGACCACAGCCUUGGAAAGGAAACGGGCAUCAAAGAUGUGGAGAUCGCCACCAACCCUCUGCUUCCCGGUGAUGCUGAGCAACCUCCGCCUACCUACUUCUUUCUGCAUGAGGAUAGUGAAACUGUGUGGCUUAAUAAGCUGACGUAUGACAGUGCUGAAUCACGAUACUACGCAGCCGAGGCUUUGAAAAUAAAAAUGGCAGUCGACUACUUUUUGCAUGAGAAGAUCUGGUUUGAGAAGUACAAGUACGACGAUGCUGAGAGAAGAUACUAUGAGCAGAUGAACGGGCCGGUUGGCAGCUCUUCACAGCAACAGAACGGAGCCAGCACGAUCCUACGCGACAUUGCCAGAGCCAGGGAGAAUAUCCAGAAAUCGCUGGCCGGA
Messenger RNA from Eurypyga helias (sunbittern), 1341 nucleotides. RefSeq lists its product as uncharacterized. The transcript has 3 exons. NCBI's taxonomy places the organism in Eukaryota, Metazoa, Chordata, Aves, Eurypygiformes, Eurypygidae. The annotation marks the transcript as partial. The record is from RefSeq and is a predicted model, not a curated record.